AACUUUAGUCGACGAUCAUUUAACGCGCAUGCGCCAUCGUGCAUGUAUGAUCACCGGACGAUCGCCAGUCAUUAAUCGGUGGUCAAUACUAACAAGGGAUUACAUUAUAGCAACCUGAGUGUGAAUAGCUACCUAUCUGUUCAAAGACCUACGGAUUUUGCCAUGACGACAGAAGAGCAGUUUCAGGCGGCUAUUAAUGUAAUUAGGAAUCUACCAAAAAAUGGAGCAUAUCAACCUAGCAAUGAAAUCAUGCUACGUUUUUAUGCAUAUUAUAAGCAAGCAACAGAAGGACCAUGUCAACAAUCAAAGCCAGCUUUCUGGGAAAUAGUUAAAAAAACAAAGUGGGAUGCUUGGACACGUUUAGGCAAUAUGAGUAGAACAGAAGCUAUGAAUAAUUAUGUGGAAGAAUUAAAAAAGAUUGUAGAAACAAUGUCUUAUACAGACAACGUGGCUAAUUUUCUAGACAGUUUAGAUUCAUUUCGUGAAAGUGUUCCAUCAAAAGAUUUGGAAUUACUUCUCGGUCCUGUACUGGAACGUAUGCGUUCACAACCUGGAAUACCAUUAACUAUUUCUCCAUUAGUAUCAAGAGAAACAUCACCACAUAGAGUCUGUAAUAUGACACGACAUAUUGCAAGUAGUUUAGAAACUAGUCCAGCUACUAGCCAUAGUGCAAGUCCACCAGAUACUGAUGGUGAAGAAGAAUUUAUAGAUACCGUCGAAUCUGCUCCAGAACGAAUACAAAAGGAUACAACAAAAAUCUCUAAUAUUACUCACAAAAUGACCUAUGGCUUAAAUUUUUCCACUGAUAAAAUUAAUGAACUAGUUACUCCAAAAGAAAAUUCUUCUGAGUUAACUAAUGGAUAUACCAGUACAAAUGGAUAUACUGAACCAAUAAUAGAAAAUAAACAAGAAAAAAGUAAACAGCGAAAUAAAAAGGAUGAAAAAUCUAAUGCUGAAUUCCUCAAUCAAAUAGCUACAACUAUGCAAAACUUACAAAGAGAUUUAGAUAGAAUAACAGCCAGAGUGCGUUGCUUAGAAGGUCAAACAUUGCAAGCUUUGGCGCCAUCAAUAAAACAGCCUACAACAACUUCAUACCCAAAAUGGUGGCCUUUAACAGACUGUUCACCGCGAUUAUUCACUAUUUUAAUCGCAUGGCCGUUUAUAGCACAAUUUUUGAUUUCUUUAACACAACGUUAUCGUCAGCGAAGGCUGUGA
This is a messenger RNA of Eufriesea mexicana, 1215 nucleotides long. Its product is annotated as acyl-CoA-binding domain-containing protein 4. NCBI's taxonomy places the organism in Eukaryota, Metazoa, Arthropoda, Insecta, Hymenoptera, Apidae. Gene Ontology annotation, molecular function: fatty-acyl-CoA binding. The transcript is spliced from 7 exons. Gene Ontology annotation, cellular component: cytoplasm. The record is from RefSeq and is a predicted model, not a curated record. Bases 163 to 1215 code for a protein of 350 amino acids. Gene Ontology annotation, biological process: fatty acid metabolic process.